UAAAAAAAGCUGAGUUUCAAUUGUUGCGUCUCAGACAGUGUACCAGCAGGGGGCGUUCACGGUGCCAUUUGUGCGUAUGAUGGGGAAAGUGAACUUUCCUGUUGCGUUUGAAAUGACAAGGAGACUGUGGUUCCUGUGGAGUAGAAACGGCUCCAAUCUGAGCUGCUGAUAUCUGAUCUGGGCAAAAAAGGGGGCGGGGCCACAUGGGGUGUAUUAAAAGAAGCACAGAGAGGGAGAGGGAGGGAGAGAGGGAGAGAGAGCACAGGGUGAGGAUGGAGGAGAAUGGAUUUGCUGAGAACGACACAGAGAGAAGAGGAGUCAGUGAACUGCCCCGACCCCAGAACGUCCAGAAGAUCAAACACACACAGAUUUUCAUCAACAACGAGUGGCUGACUUCCUGUUCAGGCAGGAAGUUUCCGACACUUAAUCCAGCGACAGGAGACAAGAUCUGUGAUGUGGAAGAAGCUGACGAGGAGGACGUGGACAAGGCCGUUACCGCAGCCCGGAGAGCCGUUCAGCGAGGGUCACCAUGGAGGAAGAUGGACGCGUCCAGCCGUGGCGGGUUACUCCACAGACUGGCUGACCUGAUGGAGAGAGACCGCACCCUGCUGGCGACCCUGGAGACCCUGGACACAGGAAAACCCUUCCUGCAGUCCUUCUUCAUCGACCUGGACGGCUGCAUCAAAACACUUCGGUACUACGCCGGCUGGACUGACAAGAUCCAUGGCCAGAGUCUGCCUGUGGACGACACCUUCAUGUGUUUGACUAGACAUGAACCUGUUGGGGUGUGUGGAGCCAUCAUCCCUUGGAACUUUCCUCUGCUGAUGUUUACCUGGAAAAUUGCUCCUGCGCUGAGUUGCGGAAACACGGUGGUGAUCAAACCUGCGGAGCAAACGCCACUCAGCGCCCUCCACGCCGGCUCUUUGAUCAAAGAGGCAGGAUUCCCUCCUGGUGUGGUCAACAUCCUUCCAGGGUUCGGGCCUAAAGCAGGAGCAGCCAUCGCCAGACACAUGGACGUGGACAAAGUGGCCUUCACUGGUUCAACCGAGGUCGGACAGCUGAUCAAAGAAGCAGCAGCUAAAAGUAACCUGAAGAGAGUGACCCUGGAGCUGGGCGGAAAAAACCCCUGCAUCGUGUUUGACGACUGUGACCUACAGACAGCAGUGGAGGAGAUCCAGAAAGGAUCGUUCUACAACCAGGGUCAGUGCUGCACCGCUGCUUCCAGAGUCUUCGUCCAAGAAAGUAUUUAUGAAGAAUUUGUGCAACGCAGCAAAGAAAACGCAAAGAAGAUCGUGGUCGGAGACCCUUUAGACCCCCGGACGUCACAUGGUCCACAGAUUGAUCAACAGCAGUUUGAUAAGAUCAUGGAGCUGAUAGAGAGUGGGAAGAAGGAGGGGGCGACACUGGAGUGUGGGGGGGCGGCCGUGGAGGAGAAGAACCUCUGUAUCCAACCCACCAUCUUCUCUGGAGUCAAAGACCAGAUGCGGAUCGCCAAAGAAGAGAUCUUUGGUCCGGUGCAAUGUAUAUUUAGCUUUAAAAGCCAGCAGGAGGCGAUAGAGAGAGCCAACAGCUCCCAGUAUGGCCUGGUGUCGGCGGUCUUCACCAGCAGCAUGAACCGAGCACUGUCUGUGUCCUCAGCCCUGGACACUGGAACUGUUUGGAUAAACUGCUACAACGCACUUCACGCCCAGACGCCAUUUGGAGGCUUUAAGAUGUCGGGCAACGGACGAGAACUGGGAGAGUACGCACUGGCUGAGUACACAGAAGUAAAAGCAGUGACCAUCAAACUGAGUGAAACUGUCUGAGAAGACCUAGAGCUGUGCACUUCCCUCACAGGCCACCAGGCUGCUCUGCACAAUGAUCAGACUCCAUCGUCCAUCACUGCAUCAGGAGAAUACAAAAAAAAAAAAAAAAUUAACAUAAUGGAAAGAUUUUACUGAGAGAGUUUACAAAAAAUAUUUGAAAAUAUCCAGCAGUAAGUUAAGUAUUUUUGUUUUGGGGACAGUAUUUGAAAAUCAAUUUCACCACAAGGGACAGCGGUAGGCAGCACACACUGAGCUACAUUUUCUUAAAACUCCAAAAGACAUUUUUUCCUAAUGCUAUGUUAGCUUGUACUGCUAAUUUACCAGGUUCUGCACCAGUGUCACCUAAAAAAAUUGUCUUCCUCCCCAAGAAAGUCAUAUUUACCUUUUCAGUAGUCACAUAUAUAACAAGUGUCGUUUCGGAAUAUGGUCAAAAAUAAUCUGUGUAUUUUUCUUGUAGUGUUUGUUAAUAAUCACACAUGGAAUUUCUGUCUCACUUUGUAUUUGUAUUUCAAUAGAAAUGUUUUAAAAUAAAAAAUCAUUUUUGUCCCAGUUUUA
Cynoglossus semilaevis (tongue sole) is the source of this 2360-nucleotide messenger RNA. It is a transcript of the gene aldh1a3, whose product is annotated as aldehyde dehydrogenase 1 family, member A3. The record is from RefSeq and is a predicted model, not a curated record. Gene Ontology annotation, molecular function: oxidoreductase activity, acting on the aldehyde or oxo group of donors, NAD or NADP as acceptor. Bases 204 to 1805 code for a protein of 533 amino acids. NCBI's taxonomy places the organism in Eukaryota, Metazoa, Chordata, Actinopteri, Pleuronectiformes, Cynoglossidae. The transcript is spliced from 13 exons.